Messenger RNA from Phoenix dactylifera (date palm), 552 nucleotides. The record is from RefSeq and is a predicted model, not a curated record. Lineage: Eukaryota; Viridiplantae; Streptophyta; Magnoliopsida; Arecales; Arecaceae.
AUGGGUAAUGCGAAGCCAGUGAGCACACCUUUAGCGAAUCAUUUCAGAUGUCUAACCUCACAGUGCCCAAAGACAGAAAAAGAAAUUGAAGACAUGUCAAAGGUUCCAUAUGCUAGUGCAGUGGGGUGUCUGAUGUAUGCUAUGGUUUGUACCAGGCCGGAUUUGGCGCAUGCAGUUAGUGCAGUGAGCAAGUUUAUGGCGAAUCCAGGGAGACAGCAUUGGGAUGCAGUCAAGUGGAUUUUCAGAUACUUGAGGAGUACUACAGACCAUGGUAUCAUGUUUGUCAGACAGCAGGAUGAUCCUUCAGUCGUGGGAUAUGUUGAUGCAGAUUAUGCAGGGGAUUUGGAUGACAGGAGGUCGACUACAGGCUAUGUAUUCACUCUUGCAGGAGGGCCUAUCAGUUGGAGGUCCAUGGUACAGUCUCUAGUUGCACUAUCUACGACUGAGUCAGAGUAUAUGGCAGUGGCUGAGGCUGCCAAGGAAGCAUUGUGGUUAACAGGAUUAGUCCAAGGAGCUGGGUGUUCAGCAAGGUGGAGUUCAGUUGCAUUGUGA